Molecule: messenger RNA, 1443 nt
Organism: Ziziphus jujuba (common jujube)
Lineage: Eukaryota; Viridiplantae; Streptophyta; Magnoliopsida; Rosales; Rhamnaceae
Exons: 4
Coding region: 1-1443 (480 amino acids)
Source: RefSeq, a predicted model, not a curated record
AUGUGCAAGAUUUUUGCUAUAAGUCUUAAGGGAGCAGCUCUUACUUGGUUUGACAGUCUCAAACCAGAAUCGAUUCACUCCUUCAAAGAGCUGGUGAACCAUUUUGGUGCACAUUUUGCUUCUAGCAUGAAAGUGAAAAGAGAAGCAAAUCAUCUUUUCACCAUCACUCAAGGAAGAAAUGAAUCUUUGAAAGCUUGCACGCAAAGAUUCAAUAAGGAGAAAGUCAGCAUCUUAGAUUGCAAUGAGUCGAUCGCAAUUGAAGCAUUCAGGAAAGGGCUACUAAGAGAGAAUCAUUUGUACGAGUCACUCACAAAAAGGCUUCCUGAAAUGAUGUUAGAAGUCAUGUCUCAGGCGGUGAAGUACAUCAACCUGGAAGAAGAUCGAAAGAUGGAAAAAAGAGAUACAGCCAGAAACAUCAAGAAAGACAAACUCAUUAUAGAGGUAAAUAGGACUAUACCUCAGCAGAAGCUCGUUCGACCCCUUCGGCCUCAGACAAAAGUAACAAAGGCCGACAGAAGAAAACAAGAUGAGAUUAGUGAUCCUUUUAAAUACUAUUCUCUUAUGAUCUCCCUUAAACAGUGCAGGCAGUUGAAGUGGGAAAUCAAAGCAUUAAUCAAAAGAGGGCUUUUGAAAGAGUUCAUACCAAAAGGGAAAAAGCCAGACAUAGAGGAAGAAGAACCUCAGAACAAAUAUGAUAACAUCAUAAAUAGCAUACAUGGUGAUUUUGCUUGUGGAGGAGCCUUGAUGAGAGAAAGAGAAAAACAUAUCAAGUUAGCACAAGUAAUAUCGGUAAGUACCCCUAACCAAAAAAAUCCUAAGUUAGAAUCGACCCCUUUGAUUGUAUUCUCAGAUCAUGACAUGAAGGGAUUGCACAUGCCACAUGAUGACGCAUUGAUCAUCAAGACGGAUAUAGUAAACAAAUGGAUCUUAAGGAUCCUAGUAGAUAGUGGUAACUCGAUCAAUGUCAGUUUCUUGUCAAUGCUAAACAAAAUGAAGUGGAAUAGUGACAAUAUAGAGAAAUUCAAUGCCAUGAAUCUUGUGAGAUUCAAUGGCGAGACAAGCCGAGUUAUGGGAAAGAUAAUCGUACCCAUCCUGACAAAGGUUAUGAAAUUCCUCAUUGGAGAUCAAGUUGUGAUCGUGAAGAAUGACCAAAAGGUGAAGCAGCUGCUUGGAAGAUUUGAAGAAGCCGAAAUAAAACAACUGCCAAGAGAUGAAAAUAGUCAUGCAGAUGCUUUGGCAAACAUAGCUUCCUCAAUCAAGUUUGAUCAGAAAAGGACCAUCCUAAUAGGAUAUCUUCCAAGUAAAAGUAUAGCUGAAGAAGAAAACCUCUCGGUUCACGAACAAGUCGAUGAGGAAAGUUGGAUGACUCCAAUUAUAGAGUACAUAAACAAUGGCAUUCAGCCAUCGGACAAGUCUGAAGCAAGGAAAUUGAGAAUUAAGUAA